This is a messenger RNA of Phytophthora nicotianae INRA-310, 2913 nucleotides long. RefSeq lists its product as hypothetical. The coding region runs from base 1 to 2913 and encodes 970 amino acids. The record is from RefSeq and is a predicted model, not a curated record. The transcript has a single exon. NCBI's taxonomy places the organism in Eukaryota, Oomycota, Peronosporomycetes, Peronosporales, Peronosporaceae. Gene Ontology annotation, molecular function: calcium ion binding.
AUGGAGGGGCCUCCUGUGGGCAGCCUCGCCCUUAGCGGUGCUGGUUAUACUCUCGACAAGACAAGAUCCAAUCGUCCUGCCCGACCGGGGGGUAGAAUUCCUCGUCUCGUCCCGAAAAAUGACCCCGUUCCGCCGUCCAAGAUCACGACGGUCGACGCGCUGAUCAAGGAGUUGCGCAAAGUUAUCCACGCGAUGUUUUGCACAGUUGAUCCGAGCAUCCCAAGCUCCAGCGCGUACGAAAACUACUCGCGUCAGGCCUUCCGUUUCUUCACGACGACCAACACCAUCACGCAAGAAUGUUUCCACCACAAGGUCGUGCGACUCGGGCUGCACGCUACUCCACGGCUGUGCAAUGAACUGUUUAGACGCAUCGACCAGCUCGACCUGGGAGAGAUCGACUAUGCUACGUUCGCGCAGCGGGUAUUUCUACCAGAAACUUUCUUCUCGCCCGAUGAGCCUCCUCCAAUUGCAGCCACGAACUCUCCAACUGUUCGAGAUCGUACAAACCGACCGGGUAUAAAGUCACCUCGAGUGUCAGCGUCGAAGAGUAAUAACGCGUCGUCAAGCCCUCGAUCGUCGGCUUCUAAGUACGAAUACAUGGCGUUGGAUGAACUCGAGAAGUACGUCGCUCGCAAACUGGAAGAAAAAAUGCCUAGAGGAAGUACAGAUCCGGUUGCUCAAGCUUUCAAGUUCUUUACAAAUCUAGAAACAAUUACAUUUGCAGACUUCCAUCGUCAUCUAGGAAUGCUACAGAUUCAAUUAUCGCCGCCAAAAUGUCGUGAACUUUUCGUGCGAUUCGACAAGGACGGAGAUGGCGUGAUCGACACGAUUGAGUUUGUCACUACACUUUUUUCAAAGGAAAAUCGGUCGAGUCGUCCGAGUAGUGCGAGGUCUUCCAGAUCUGAGAGUGACCAGGAUCCUUCACUUUCAACCAAGCAGCUUGUGGCGACGAUAAGGGAAAAAAUGGACCAACUUUCGGAGGAAACAGACCGAUUCCAACAAGCCUUCAUGCUGUUCGGUAAGCCUACAGGAAUCUCACGCAGCGACCUGAAUACUGCCAUGAAAAAGCUCGGUUUGUCUGUGUCGAACAAGCAAUUACAAGAUCUGUUCGCUACAUUUGACUUUGACAAGACUGGAGAUCUGGACGUGAAUAAAUUCGUACAAGGAGUCAUGCUGGAUGACAAUUCCACGUCGUUCUGGUUGUCGGUUAAAGACAGACAGAAAGUCGAAGAUUCGCGUCGAAAACUCUACUCGAUGGCAGUAGCUUCCGUGCAAGAAUCGUGGACUAUUGCAGACAUUGAGCGGAUGUUACGCGAGAAGAUUGAGCAGCGUACUUCUCGUUCUUCGGAUUGCUUUCGACAGGCCUUUCGGAUCUUCAAGAAAGUCAACGGGAUUAAGCCACACGAGUUCCAUGCAGCUCUUGAGGCCAUUGGCUUAGCAUUGACACGAGUCCAGUCUGAUAUCCUCUUCCGUCGCUUUGACAAGGAUGGAAGUGGAGACAUUGAUCUGAAUGAGUUCAUCCAUGGCGUGCUACCUCCUGACUAUAUGGGGAUCUCCUGGGUGGCCGCUGCAGACGAGAUGCAUCGGAUUGAAGCCAAGAAAAAGAAAGAAGAAGCACUGGCGAACCCUGAUCAAUACAUGACCGAGAUUGAGAUGGAGAGCUGGAGUCUAGACGAGAUCGAGAUGCGCAUUCGAGACAAGAUCAUGCAGACCACGUCCCGUAGCUCAGACACGUUCCGUCAAGCGUACAAGAUCUUUAAGAAGGCGAGUCACGUUACCAUGGACGAGUUCCGAGAGCGUCUUCUAGCUCUUGGCUUUCGACUCACACCAGCUCAAUGUCUGGGACUUUUUAAACGAUAUGACACAGACAACAGCAAUGAUUUGGACUUGCAGGAGUUUUGUCUGAAGAUUUUACCGCCAGAUUACACGCACGACGGAGAUCACUGGUCUCACUCGGAGAAAUACAAGAAGGAGCGUCAUCGACAGAAACUCGAGUAUGUGAAGCGAUCGAAGAACGGAUUGAUCAUGUUGCCGAAGUUCAUCGAGUCUCACAGGUUUACACGAGGACAUCAUGUGUCUCAUUCGUUCCAGGAGAUGCAACAAGAGUCCACGCCGUCAUUUGACAGUCGUAUUGAAGGCAGCAGUACAUCUGGAGGUACCCGACCGUCUACCUGCUCUUCAGUUGAUGAGAAAUCUCCUCGCCCGACUACUCCUAAGCAUCCACGUACUGCUCGUCCUCCAGCAUCUUCUCCUGAGAGCAGCAUCAACUCUCGACACGUUCCAAGUCCUCGCCCUAGUGGCAAAAGUACGCCUCUGUCGCCUACAAGUCCAUUAGCCUCUGCCAGUCCUCGUAGACUCCGAGCGACAGAGCCACAAGCAGCUCAAGCAAAUCCAGUGACAUCGCCACGUAUUGUGUCUCCCACUCGUCCGAUGUCUCCGAGAGCUCCACCAUCUACUCGCCUGUCACCUCACAGCAUGAACCGUCCAUCGACUCCAAUGUCACCUCAUACGAGCCGACCACAGACGCCAUUGUCGCCCCAUACGAGCCGUCCAGCGACGCCGCGGAAAUCUGAGGACGCUGCGAUUGAGUAUGAAGACGAAGAGAUCAUCGAAGACGACGUGGCGUCACAGGAUCUAGCUCGAGCCAAACUCAUGUCGAGACACCGACGUAAAUAUGGCAAGUCCAGUCGUCACCGUAAUUCGUAUGACACGGCAAGCCAAAUAUCUGUGCGCCCUGCGGAGAGUGUGACUGGAAGCACGACCAGCUCAUCAAGUGUCGCUGUGGGGACAGCGAAGCACAUGCCUCAAAGAAACCACGUCUUGUUGAUUAAGCGAUUUAUGCAAGCAGCCGGGAAAGGACUGGAGCAUCAUUCGACUAGGAGCAUCAAACGAGUGAGUGUUGCGCGCCGGUAA